CGACUUAGUCACAAAUUCUAAAACGUAAUAAUCUUCACAAAAUGUACAAACGUUAGUGCAAUAAAAAACAAUCACAGGGUGAGAGCUUAACAGCACAUCAAGAUAGAGGUAAUUUAUUUUUACAUCCCCUGCUAUGAUGCAAGCCUAUUUAAUUCGUGAAGAACAUACUGCCCGUUAUCCGCCAACCACCCCCAGCCUAAAAAUGUAUUUAAAUCUGGCAAGAAAAUGGCAGUAUCGGAAUGAGGUUGACCACGUUCACCCCUGCAGAAGCCCGCAGGUUGUAAUCGCCAUAUGGCCCGCGUGUCGGCCUCGCAGCCGUGCAAUCAGAUCCCUAUUGGACAGACGAACCCCUUUGCCUUCUCCACCCUGUGUGUCCUGUAAAUCCACUGGUUCAGUAGUUCACCGUGUCAAUCCACCCCGCUCCACGCAAGCAGCUAUAGGCGGAAAAAAAGAGGUAGAGGGUAGAGGUGGAAUCUAUCGCCUGCUGCUGACUGCUAAGCCCGAAGGAAUCGCAUGCAGGGUUCGAAGAGUUCGGAAGUGCAAAGGGUGCUCCAUGUUCGGGAGCACUCGGGCUCGGAAGACCCCGUCGUGUUGAUGGGUGCGCGCGCGCAUGUGUUGUGAGCAGUCCGUCCUUCUCGCGGUUGAGGAUUUAUAGCUUUCCAAAGCUGCCAUGUAAACUAUCUUAUUUUGUUUUGUUUAGUGGAAAGAUACCAUUACCAAAUUACGCACAACGCAUCCAAGGUCACCAAAAAGCAAAACACUAUAUAUUCCAGGCGCGUUUACAGUAGAUAAUCCCGCAAACGCUGAUCAAGCUUGGCUCAUGAGACCCAGAGAAGUGCUGGAAGUCAGUUCCCUCAAGCCUUCAGGAAGCAAUAUUCUUGCAUAAAAUUCAGUUAUAAGAAACAACAUCAUCCCGGUCAGCUUCCAAGAGGCCUUUGGAAAGAGACCGUCACGUGACAUCUGGUGCCAAUGUUCUUCCAGAAGGUCGUCAGGACCCUGGUAGCCGGUAACUCCACUUUUGGAAAUGCAGAAAACGACCUACUACGACAACUCAACGCUUUUCGGAGGUUACUCGUACCAAGGGGCCAACGGCUUCGGCUAUGAUGCUCCUCAACCAGCCUUCCAGUCCGCGGCUCACCUUGAAGGCGACUACCAGAGGUCCGCCUGCUCGCUGCAGUCCCUCGGUGGCAACAGCGCUCCUCCCCAGCAGCAUGCCAAGACGAAAGAGCUGAAUGGCAGCUGCAUGCGGCCCAGCCUGCCACCUGAACACCAACCUCCCCCCCAGGUGUCCCCUCCCGUCAUCCCCGCCAACGCCACCAGCAGCAGUGCCACCGCCACCAGCAGCAGUGCCACCGCGCAGCAGCCGGGAGGCAGCGGUGGGGCCGCUAAAUCAGCGCCCAAGACGUACACUCUGUCCACAAACCCCACCCUCAACAAGCAGAUCUUCCCCUGGAUGAAAGAGUCGAGGCAGAAUACUAAGCAAAAAAACAGCUCGCCAAGUGCAAGUUCAGCUAACGCGGAGAGCAGCGGAGGUGAAAAAAGCCCCCCGGGUUCCGCAGCCUCAAAGAGAGCGCGCACCGCGUACACGAGCGCGCAGCUGGUGGAGCUAGAAAAGGAGUUCCAUUUCAACCGUUACCUGUGUAGGCCUCGCCGCGUGGAAAUGGCCAACUUGCUCAACCUCAGCGAGCGCCAGAUCAAGAUUUGGUUCCAGAACCGGCGUAUGAAGUACAAAAAGGAUCAGAAAUGUAAAGGGCUGGGCUCUUCAUCAGGGGGCCCCUCUCCAACCGGAAGCCCACCCCUACCCAUGCAGUCCUCAGCUGGCUUCAUGAACUCCAUGCAUUCCAUGGCAGGCAACUACGACGCCCCCUCCCCGCCAUCUUUUAACAAGUCCCAUCAAAACGCAUAUGCCAUGUCCUCAGCCUACCAAAACCCCAUGAAAAGCUGCCCCUCCCAACAGAAGUAUGCCAACACAGCACCAGAAUACGACCCACACGGGCUACAGGGUAACAGUGGCAACUAUGGAACUCCCAACAUGCAGGGCAGCCCUGUGUAUGUGGGAGGAAACUACGUGGAGUCGAUGCCCACCUCUGGGCCGUCCAUGUAUGGCCUCAAUCAUCUACCACACCACCAGGCUGGGAACAUGGACUACAACGGUGCCACGCAGAUGUCAGCAAGCCAACACCACGGACCGUGCGACCCCCACCCGACAUACACAGAGCUGGCAGCCCACCAUCCUUCUCAGGGUAGAAUCCAGGAAGCUCCCAAGUUAACUCAUCUGUAGUAGCAGGUUUGGGGAAAAAAACAAAAAUUACAACUACAAAUAACUAACCCAUGGGACGCUGCAAUGGGGUUGAAAAAAAAUAUGAUCCAGUGGUUUCUUGCCAUGGCCAAAAAAGUAUUGUCUGUUGUCUUUAUCAUUGUGCGUAUUAGUAACAUUCACUUGAAUUGCGUUUUGAUUAACGGUUUAUUUCCUUGAAUAUGGAGCUCUCCCUCGAAAACAAGUAAUUAAAUAGUAAUAGUUGGGCUUAAUGGACAGCUAACAAGGUGGGGGGGGGUUUAUUACUGUCAGACCUUUUUGACUCGGUGAAACACAUGUUAUGUCAACGUGGAUUUAUGUUUAGCCUGCGUCCUUGCAGUCAGCACAAAUGGCUAAGCUUGACUGACGUCAAUAUGCAUUUUUCAAUUGGUGCAAGCAAACCACUGGAUUGUUUUCGAUUACUUCCCUUAUUCAUAUUACCUCUCUUCGGAAAUGUCUCACUAACCCACUGUGCAGUGACAUUUAUUUUUUAUUUUUUACAUGUCCUCGCCAAACAUUGUGGCUUCAAGGGAAGAGCUCCUUCAGCAUCACGCAGAUGCAUCGUAGGCCUACACCCCCACUGGGUUUAUGGUGUUUGGGUUCACAUUGCUAUGCUGUGCUAUGCUAGCUAACGUCCAUAAACAAUCACAAACACACACGCGAGGACAUACAAUUUAUAUUUGUUAUGCUGUUAUAUCAUCAUCACAGGGUAAAAAGGAGUUGAGAACUCUUGACAACUAUGAUAGGCUCAUUGCCCCCUGCCUUCUCUCCCCCCUCACCACUCUCUCUCCGUUCUCUAUCACUCCCUACUCUCAUUCUUCCAACUCUCUAUCACUCUCUCUCGUUCAAUCUAUAGGGUUCACUUACAUUAGCCAAGACUAAUGCGAAAGGCUCACAAUUUCUCAUGUCUUGACUUAACGUGGAAACAGGGUAUAUUUGAACAAAAUGCAUGUCCAGAAACCAAGCUGAAGUGUAGGUUUACACUAAUGCUUUCUCGUCUGGGCAUCAUUGUUGCACUUAGAGUUUACAUUUUGAUGGUUAAGGGAAAAAUACAUCUUAUUUUGGAAACGGAAGACCUCCAAUCAGCGUCUUUCUCAAUGUAUGUUCAAGUGAACAUUCAUAAAUAUAUAUUUAUUUGUUAUAGCCAGUUUAAAUACUUUCUUUUUGUAUUAUUUAUCCCCCAUGUAUUUAUAUCAAGAAAAAAUGUAAUUUUUUAGUAUUUACCUGUUAUAAAGACGUUGUGUUCUUGUCAUUGUAACGAAUACAUUUUAGUUAUUGUAUUUUAGAAAUAAAUAGUUUGUUACCCUUGUACGUAAAUAAUGUCUUGACUUGUACAGGGGUCAGCGAGGACGGAAUCAGACCGUUCCUGCAUAGUCGAGAAUUAGACGAAAUAUAGCUAAACACUUUUGGAGAACUUCCUUUGUCCUUUGUAGCUCCUUUUAUUCCAUUGUUAAGAGUUGUCUGUUGAACAAUUCUUUAAUAAAAUGUUAUGUUAUUCAGUU
Messenger RNA from Oncorhynchus kisutch (coho salmon), 3798 nucleotides. Its product is annotated as homeobox protein Hox-B3a-like. Gene Ontology annotation, cellular component: nucleus. The transcript is spliced from 4 exons. Gene Ontology annotation, biological process: anterior/posterior pattern specification; embryonic skeletal system morphogenesis; regulation of transcription by RNA polymerase II. The record is from RefSeq and is a predicted model, not a curated record. Gene Ontology annotation, molecular function: DNA-binding transcription factor activity, RNA polymerase II-specific; RNA polymerase II cis-regulatory region sequence-specific DNA binding. The coding region runs from base 1025 to 2281 and encodes 418 amino acids. Lineage: Eukaryota; Metazoa; Chordata; Actinopteri; Salmoniformes; Salmonidae.